Messenger RNA from Motacilla alba alba, 3143 nucleotides. It is a transcript of the gene FADD, whose product is annotated as Fas associated via death domain. Gene Ontology annotation, biological process: regulation of apoptotic process; signal transduction. The record is from RefSeq and is a predicted model, not a curated record. Gene Ontology annotation, molecular function: protein binding. The coding region runs from base 109 to 777 and encodes 222 amino acids. NCBI's taxonomy places the organism in Eukaryota, Metazoa, Chordata, Aves, Passeriformes, Motacillidae. The transcript has 2 exons.
GAAAGCCGCGGGUCACGUGAGUUCCGGGCCGGGCCGGUGCCGGGUCGGUGCCGUCGCUCCGGUGUCGCUCCGGUGUCGCUCCCGGGAAGUCACUGUGCGCAAACAGGAAUGGAUUUCCUCUCCGGAGGGUUGGGACAGGACGCCGAGGUGCCCCCCUAUGCGCGGCCUGUGCCGGGCGCGGGCCCCGGCGCCGUGGAUUAUUUCCUGAGCCUGCAGCAUUCCAUCUCCUCGGGCCUGUCGGCCGCGGAGGUGGAGGCCAUGAAGUUCCUCUGCCGCGACAAAAUUAGAAAGCGAAAGCUUGAGGCGGUGCGAAUCGGCCUGGAGCUCUUCAGCAUCCUGAUGGAGCAGCAGGUGAUCGCGCCCGACGAGCUGGGAUUCCUGAAAGAGCUGCUGCAGCACAUCCGCAGGAGCGAUUUGCUGUCGCUGGUGGUGCAGUUCGAACAGGGAGAACGUCGCGCCCCUGAUGAUGAGCCAGAUGAGCAUGAAAAACGUCCCCUGAAGGUCGCUUUUGAUGUCAUUCGUGCCAAUGUUGGGAAAGAUUGGAAGAAGCUGAUGCGAGAACUGGGGCUGCCCGAGGUGAAGAUAGAGAAGGUAGAGAGAGCCUAUCGAUAUGAUUUGGAGGAAGAGGUUUUCCAGGCACUUCGGGAGUGGCAGAAGUGGAAGGGGAAGGAUGCAAAGGUGGCUGACUUAAUAAAAGCCCUCCAGGGCUGCAAUCUUAAAUUGGUGGCAGACUUGGUUGAAGAGAAGAUCUCACAGGUGAACACAGGAGCCAAAUGAAAACAGUGUAAAUCUGUGAAUGAAAAAAGUCACAGUGCCUUCUUCUCUUCUGGACCAAAAUAAUUAUCACUGGCUGCUUAUCACGCCAUUUAUUUAUGUGCCUUAAUAAGUUAACUUGUGCUCAGGUGAACAAAUUGACAUGAAAACAGAUUCCUUUCAGAGAGCCCUUUGUAGUUUGAUGCUUAUUUCAAGAUAUUUUAACUUUCACAAGAUCUGAACUCCAUUUUGUAGAAAUUCUCCCACUUUUGGUCUGCCACUCACCUGAGAAGAUCUGCCUUGCUGCAGGCACUUUUCAGAUGCAUCUCCACUGGAAAUACAUCCGUGGGACACUUCUGAGACAACUGGAGUUUAAUAUUUCAUAGAGAUAUUGGAUUUUUUUUAAUGUCCUAUAGUGUGAAAGGGAGAAGAAGUAAAGCUUUCAGCUGGGUAUUGGCUUUUCUUUUGGAGUAGCAAAAAAUAAUAUCUUAGGUAAUUUGUCAAUAUGUUUGCUCUCCAUGAAAGAGAUUAAGACAGCUGUAACCUCAGACUGCAGUGCAAGAGGGACAUUAAAUAUUGUGGUGGCUUUCUUGGAAAAAAAACAUGCCUGGAUUUGAAAUUGAAGUCAAAUGUCUGCACCAAGUGCCUUCAGCAUCCUGAAGUUCUCCUGAAACUAUCCAAGGGACUGUGUCACACAGCUGUUUACAGCAGCCUCUCUCCAAAGCUGUGAAUGCUUUGGGACACCCUGCUGGGCAUCCUUCCGUGGCCUCCGCCACCGGGGCUGCUCCUGUGUGCUGGAAGCUGUGAGCCACUCUCAGAGGGAGCAGGAUUCAUGAGCCUGGAUCAGAGCAGUUCUCAGCUUUCAUCUGGAACAACCUUCAGCCAGUGGCCUUCACACCUGACCCACGGCUGGAGAAAUUGCACAAUUGCACAGUCCAGGACAUGCAGGGCUGUGGAGGCCUCAGGGGAGAGAAUCCCUUAAAUCAUCACUGCUUGAACUGCUGUAGGAUCCUGUGUUUCUGCUAACUUCUCCCAAGUGCCUGGCUAGAUACUGGAAGAGGUUUUAUUGCUGCUGCACCUGCGAGACUUCAGCUCUUUCCAGGUUGUUUUUAUGUGGUGCCAUUGCUGUGAAGGCCGGGUGUCAGCACAUAACCUGUCACUGCUCUGCAGAAACGUUGUGACACUGAUAAUUUUCAGGUUCUCAUUGUACGUGGUGCCUCUUGCUCAAACUGUAAGGAUUGAGUACUUUAUUGUAGUUAGUGGAAACUGUAAGUCAUUGUAAGUUCACACAAUACAAAAAUCAUUUCAGUCCGGGGCUUUUCCCCUUCAGUGAUUCUUUUCCACAUUCCUAGAAGUGCACAGGGUGGCCUUGGACGGGACUUGGAGCAACCUGGUCUAGUGGCAGGAGUCACUGGUUGGAACUGGAUGAUCUUUUGGGCCCCCCCCUGCCCAAACCAUUGUGUGCCGAUUGGCAGUGUCUUUCCACUUUGGUAUAUUCAGUAUCACUGGUGUUAUCCAAGCAAAGGAGCUGCCACCAGUCUGCCUUUUGGGCAGGCAGAGUUCUCAGAGUUCUUAUUCCCUUCCCUUCUGUCAGUUGCCAAUUCCAGGCUCCCAGGAGGAGAUGCUGAGCUUCAGCUGAAUGACAGGCUCAGGUGUUUUGGAGAUUUUUGAUUCAUAGACAUCAGGAGUGUCCGUUCUGCAGUAUCUAAAGAAAAGGAUUGCUCCAGCAGCUCUUCCUUCCUGCCUCUGAGCCGUCCCUGGGAGCAGAGGAGUGGAAGUGAGCAGGAUGUUAUGUGAGUGCUCAAACAGCUCUGCAACAGCUCCAAGUCCAGUCUUGGCUGAAGUGCUUUUCUUACCCACUUUUAAUAAGUCUUCUGCUUCACCGAGGAGAUUUAUGUGGAGUAGGAAGAGUACACUGCCUACUGCAUACAGCCAGGAUAUUUUAGGAAUCAGUUGGAAUAACCUGUUGGUUGUAGCCAAGCACUCAUCAGCCAAGCACUCACAAGAAAUAUUCUGCUUCAGGAGGCAAAAACUUGUUUCUCUAAGGAUUUUUUUUUUACAUCCUUUUACUGUGUCUGAAAGCAAUGACCUAGACUGUAUCCAUCUGUGCCAUACCUCAGAGCCAAUUAAGAUAGUUUUUAUGAGAUAUUAAAAUGUUGUUUAUGCGAAAGCAAAAUCAGUUGAAAUGAAGAGAACAAAAAUUUUUUAUUGGGAGGAGGGAUAAAGGGUGCAAUUUGUAAGGGAAUGUUUUCUGACCCACUUGACAAUCUUUUAUUUUCAUAUUAAACACCUUGAACUCAUAUGCAUAUUUUUUUAUAACUUGAAUCAAAAUUUUAUAUUGCAUAACUCUGUGUACAUUUCAUUAAAAAUAAUUCUUUAAAAAACCAAAA